Rattus rattus (black rat) is the source of this 3754-nucleotide messenger RNA. It is a transcript of the gene Aldh1l2, whose product is annotated as aldehyde dehydrogenase 1 family member L2. The record is from RefSeq and is a predicted model, not a curated record. The transcript is spliced from 23 exons. NCBI's taxonomy places the organism in Eukaryota, Metazoa, Chordata, Mammalia, Rodentia, Muridae. Gene Ontology annotation, cellular component: cytoplasm. Gene Ontology annotation, molecular function: formyltetrahydrofolate dehydrogenase activity; aldehyde dehydrogenase (NAD+) activity. Gene Ontology annotation, biological process: one-carbon metabolic process; biosynthetic process; 10-formyltetrahydrofolate catabolic process. The coding region runs from base 117 to 2888 and encodes 923 amino acids.
UCGAGGGGGCGGGGUCGUGAGCAGAGCCCGACUGAGCUGAAGGGGAGCACUCAACCUUCUGCAGCCUUGGUACCCACUCCUGCCGCCUGCCUGGCAAUCACUCGCUCCUCUGCACCAUGCUGUGGCGGGGUAGCCAGGCGCUACGGCACUUCUCCACCGGCCGGGUUUAUUUCAAAAACAAGUUGAAGUUGGCACUUAUUGGCCAGAGCCUGUUUGGACAGGAAGUCUACAGCCACCUCCUGAAAGAGGGCCACCGAGUAGUGGGAGUGUUCACAGUGCCAGACAAGGAUGGAAAGGCCGAUCCACUGGCUUUGGCCGCAGAGAAAGAUGGGACCCCUGUGUUCAAGUUCCCUCGGUGGAGAGUCAAGGGUAAAACCAUCAAGGAGGUAGCAGAAGCCUAUCAGUCGGUGGGUGCUGAGCUCAACGUGCUUCCCUUCUGCACGCAGUUCAUCCCCAUGGACAUCAUCGACAGCCCAGAGCACGGCUCCAUCAUCUACCACCCCUCACUCCUACCCAGGCACAGAGGGGCUUCUGCCAUCAACUGGACUCUAAUCAUGGGAGAUAAGAAAGCUGGGUUUUCUGUUUUCUGGGCAGAUGAUGGUUUAGAUACAGGACCCAUCCUUCUUCAGAGAUCGUGUGACGUCAAACCCAAUGACACAGUGGACUCGCUUUAUAACCGGUUCCUUUUUCCUGAGGGGAUCAAGGCCAUGGUAGAAGCUGUCCAACUCAUAGCAGAUGGAAAGGCGCCUCGCACUCCCCAGCCGGAAGAGGGGGCCACAUAUGAAGGCAUCCAGAAGAAGGAAAACGCUGAGAUUCCUUGGGACCAGCCUGCUGAAGUUUUGCACAACUGGAUUCGAGGUCAUGAUAAGGUCCCUGGAGCCUGGGCAGAGAUAGACGGACAGAUGGUGACUUUCUACGGCUCAUCACUGUUGACCAGUUCUGUGCCUGCUGGAGAACCACUGGACAUUAGAGGUGCCAAGAAGCCUGGUCUUGUCACCAAAAAUGGCCUUGUUCUUUUUGGGAAUGAUGGGAAAGCGCUGAUGGUGAGAAACCUGCAGUUUGAAGACGGGAAGAUGAUUCCCGCCUCCCAGUACUUUUCGUCAGGUGAGACAUCGGUGGUAGAACUUACGGAGGAGGAGCUGAAGGUGGCAGAGACCAUAAAGGUCAUCUGGGCUCGAAUCUUAAGCAACGUCCCAGUGAUCGAGGACUCCACGGACUUCUUUAAAUCUGGCGCGAGCUCAAUGGAUGUUGCGAGGCUGGUGGAAGAGAUCAGACAGAAGUGCGGUGGGCUUCAGCUGCAGAACGAAGAUGUCUACAUGGCCCGCAAGUUUGGAGAUUUCAUCCAAAAGGUUGUGCGGAGACUGAGAGGAGAGGACCAAGAGGCUGAGCUGGUGGUGGAUUAUGUUUCCAAGGAGGUAAACGAGAUGACAGUGAAGAUGCCCUACCAGUGUUUCAUAAACGGACAGUUUGUAGAUGCCGAGGAUGGAGAGACUUACGCCACCAUCAACCCCACAGACGGAACUACGAUAUGCAGAGUGUCCUACGCUUCUUUAGCGGAUGUUGACAGAGCAGUAGCCGCGGCCAAGGACGCCUUUGAGAACGGCGAAUGGGGAAGGAUGAACGCCAGGGACAGAGGAAGACUCAUGUACAGACUCGCGGACCUAAUGGAAGAAAACCAGGAGGAGCUGGCGACCAUAGAGGCGCUGGAUUCCGGGGCUGUCUACACCCUGGCUCUGAAGACUCAUAUUGGAAUGUCCGUGCAGACCUUCAGAUACUUCGCAGGCUGGUGUGACAAAAUUCAGGGCUCUACAAUUCCAAUCAACCAGGCCCGACCGAAUUACAACCUGACCUUCACCAAGAAGGAGCCACUUGGUGUCUGCGCCAUCAUCAUUCCCUGGAACUAUCCACUGAUGAUGCUGGCCUGGAAGAGUGCAGCCUGCCUGGCAGCAGGCAACACCCUGGUACUCAAGCCAGCACAGGUCACACCCUUGACAGCUCUGAAGUUUGCAGAGCUGACGGUGAAAGCAGGCUUUCCGAAGGGGGUAAUCAACAUCAUUCCGGGCUCAGGGGGUGUGGCAGGACAGCGGCUCUCUCAGCACCCUGACAUCCGCAAGCUUGGUUUCACUGGUUCUACCUCUGUGGGCAAACAGAUCAUGAAAAGCUGUGCUGUGAGCAACCUGAAGAAAGUUUCCCUUGAGCUUGGUGGCAAAUCCCCACUUAUAAUAUUCAGUGACUGUGAACUUGACAAGGCCGUCCGGAUGGGCAUGGGCGCAGUAUUCUUCAAUAAAGGAGAGAACUGCAUUGCAGCUGGCCGGCUGUUCGUGGAAGAGGCCAUCCACGAUGAAUUCGUAACCAGAGUGGUGGAAGAGAUUAAAAAGAUGAAAAUUGGUGAUCCCCUGGACAGAUCUACGGACCACGGGCCCCAGAACCACAAAGCCCAUUUGGAAAAGUUGCUGCAGUACUGCGAGACGGGGGUGCAGGAGGGGGCCACACUGGUGUACGGAGGAAGACAGGUACAGAGGCCAGGCUUUUUCAUGGAGCCCACUGUGUUCACCGGCGUGGAGGACCACAUGUACCUCGCCAAAGAGGAAUCCUUCGGGCCCAUCAUGGUCAUCUCUAAAUUCCAAAAUGGGGACAUCGAUGGGGUGCUGCAGAGAGCAAACAACACUGAGUAUGGCCUGGCCUCAGGGGUCUUCACAAGAGACAUCAGCAAAGCCAUGUACGUGAGUGACAGGCUAGAGGCGGGAACGGUUUUCAUUAACACCUACAACAAGACGGACGUGGCAGCCCCGUUUGGUGGAGUGAAGCAGUCUGGCUUUGGGAAAGACUUAGGUGAGGAGGCCCUGAACGAAUACCUGAAAACCAAAACAGUGACCCUCGAGUAUUAGAGAGACGCAUCGGGACACCUGUGACCGACAGCCCGCUUCUCAACUCUUCACAAGCUGAAAACCCCAACGGUGCUGAGGAAGCAGGGACCGUCUGGAAGUAGAUAAAAGAACCAGGAAGAGGGUGUGACCACUUGUGUGAGCAUUUACCUGACCAAGGGCCUCAAAAAAAUUCCAGGACACUGUUUAUCACCAAAUGACUUAACUCUUUUUAAAAAUGCUGGUGGUGUAUGUUUUUCUAAAGUAUCAAAGGUCCCUCCCCUUCCUCCCUGAAUGUCUAUUCGCUCCCAGGUCACCCAUCUUGAACACGAUGACCUCACUCACAGGCCCACUUAAGAGUUCUGGGUCUCAACUCCCAAGCCGUAUAUACUGAACACUGUUAACCCUUUCUUUAGCUGUGCGUUCAAACAACAGGGUAUCCUACAGAGAACAUAAUGCCCAUCCUCUUCCCUUCUCGUAUUAGAAGGAAGACUCAUCUCUGUGCCUUUGACUAUUAUGUAACCCACUCUGACAAAUGGGCAGCUUGUGAGCCUUUCUUCCACAUCUUCCUACGUGGUACAAAGGACUGUUAAGUUCAGAGGGCACCAAAUUACUGACAUCGCCUUUGAUCCUGUAGUUUAAAUCCUGGUAAACAAACUGUGAUGGCCAAUCCCUGUCAUACUAUACCGGCUUACUGUGUGAGCUGGGGGAAACUACCCAACUUGUCUGAGCUCUGGCCUCCUCAUGUGUUAAAUAGCGGUAGCAGUGCCUUCCUUGGAAGUCUCAUUACAAGGACUCUGUGCAAAAAGAAAAGCCCCAGGACUGUUCUUCAUAAUGCAUGUAAAUAUUCAAUUAAAAUUUAAAUAUUUCUUUCCAUUACUACUCUAAAA